AAUAAAUAAUUGUCAUUUUAUUUCAAUUCAUGACCCAGUAACAAUGGCGGCCAUUGGACGAAAUUUACGAAAGCCUUUACAAAACCUCCUUCAAAAGCAGGUGACUUGCACCUCAGUUGUGCCAGUAAGAUGCUUGAAUCUACAGGAGUUCCACAGCAAGAAGCUGAUGGCAGAUGCUGGCAUCAAUGUGCAGAGAUUCCGUAUGGCAACUACUGACAAAGAAGGAAUAGAGGCUGGACAAUAUCUCAUGGAUACAGGAGCCAAGGAACUGGUCAUUAAGGCUCAGAUUCUUGCUGGUGGUCGAGGUAAAGGUGUAUUUGAUAAUGGCUACAAGGGAGGAGUGCAUUUAACUAAAGAUGUUGAGAAAGUUGGACCAAUGAUCUCAAAUAUGGUGGGUCACAAACUGAAAACAAAACAAACCAGUAAAGAUGGCGCUACAGUCUACCAGGUGAUGGUGGCCCAAGCACUAGACAUCGAGAGAGAGACAUAUUUUGCGAUCUUGAUGGAUCGUGAGGCUAGUGGUCCUGUCAUGGUGGGCAGUCCAGAGGGAGGAGUUGAUAUAGAAGAGGUUGCGGAAACACAUCCCGAUAAAAUAAUGAAAGAGCCAAUAGCUAUAGAUGGCGUCACUAUGGAACAAGCAAUGAAGAUGGCAGGAUUUCUAGAGUUCACUGGACCUCGACAAACAGAGGCCGCUAAACAAAUUAUACAACUAUAUAAAUUAUUUAUGAAGGUAGAUGCAACUCAGGUGGAAAUUAAUCCUUUUGGUGAAACACCAGAUGGCGAAGUGGUAUGCUUUGAUGCAAAAAUAAACUUUGAUGAUAAUGCUGAAUUUCGACAGAAAGAUAUUUUCGCACUCAAUGAUACCUCAGAAACUGAUUGGAGAGAGGUGAAGGCUUCUGAACACAACCUCAAUUAUAUUGGCAUGGAUGGAAAUAUAGGCUGUCUUGUAAAUGGUGCAGGUCUAGCUAUGGCCACCAUGGACAUUGUGAAGCUCAGCAAUGGAGAACCUGCUAACUUCCUUGAUGUUGGGGGUGGUGUCACAGAAGCUCAGGUUCUGGAGGCUUUCAAACUGCUGACUGCUGAUGAACAGGUUAAGUCAAUCCUGGUGAAUAUAUUUGGUGGUAUCGUUAACUGUGCAACUAUAGCCAAUGGCAUCACUAAUGCCUGUAGGAAUAUGGACCUGUCUGUACCCCUAGUUGUUCGCUUAGAAGGUACCAAUGUAGAUGAAGCCAAAAAGAUCCUACGAGAGAGCGGUCUUCCUAUAACCCCAGCUGAUGACCUAGGGGACGCAGCUAGGAAAGCAGUUGCUAGUAUUCAAUAACCAAGUCUUGUGAUAGCCGCAAUUAUAGCAUAACCAGAAUUAUGGAAUAUAUGCAAUUAUGGCAUUGCUGUAUAUGGAAAGUGCCAUCUUGUAUCUUAACAAAUUAUUUUCUUAUAAUGUGUAGCAAUGGAAUUAUUGUGAGAAAUCAUGAUUGAAUGAAUUAUUUGCCAAAAUGAAAUUAAUCGAAAUAUGAAUAAAAUUUGAGGCAUGGAUUGGUCAUACGCAAUGGAAUAAAUGGACAAUUUUUCGAAGAAAUCAUAACACUGUGUCCAUGAUAGACUGAUACUCAAACUAGGAAUGUAUUUUUACUUUUAAUGUAUUUUAUUUUUAAUGGAACUAAAACAAUUCAAUGGCUUCUUAGUUAUAGUAUAUGCAAUCUCUACUUAAUGACAGAUAGGAUGUGUAUUCCCGACAUGAACUUUCCCGAUAGUCAGAAUCAUCAUUGUGGGCCUAGUUGUUUAAAAUCACUUUUACUACAGAUUAACUUAGUCAUGAAUGUAGUUUUCUCAAUCAACUGGACCCUGUUCUUCAUGUAUUUCUAGGAGAGUUAAUAAGCUAUUUGUACUUCAGUUAAACCUGACUAUAGGAAAACAUAUUGAAAGCUUUUAGUCUGACAGUUUUCAUUUGGUUACAACUUAACAAAUUAUAAUAUAUUCUCAUCAGACAGGUUUUCCUGUACAUUUAACUUCUUCAUAAAGCUUGACCAUUAUAACAUUGUCAAAUGCUAUAUAAUCCAGUCAAGGUUGUUCCAACAAAACUUUGUGGAAAAAUGAAUUUAAUUUCGUUAUGGUUUGAUCCCCCUUCCUUCAUCUUACAAAAUUUUAAAAUGUUGAUAUAUAUUUUGUUUAAAAAUAUCAAAACUAUAUGAAACCAAACCAUCAAUUACCUCCUCCCCUGACGAAACUAACUCCAUUAUUUCACAACGUCAUUGGGGUAAUUGGACACCUUCCCUUACAUGUAUAUGUGUGUAGAUUAGAGACAUGGUUCGUCAUCAAGCAGGCUUCAUAGGCCAGAGGUUAUCUCAAGUUUUGUUGAUACAUCUCUACAAGGGAUGUGUCUGGGGGAGGGGGGCACAUCUUGCCGUUUGAGAAUUAUAAACAGGGUAGAGGGUUGUACUACAAUUAAUAAUAUAAUUAGAACAUGAUCAUUAUAAUAGUAAAUGAUCAUCUUCAUGGAUGUUUGAAGCUAAGUUGCAAUAUGAAAUAAAAGCUAAUUAUUUAUAUACAUGUGUAAUAUUAUUUUAAGUUUGUUUGCGAGUGAGGGGUCACCUCAAAAUGGUAUUUCUAGAGAAUGUGAUUUGAUAUAGGAAAAUAGGUUUCAGGGCCUAUAUUCGUGCAGUUCAUUCGAAAUGACCUUGUAACUUUUUUCUAUUUAGAAAUGUUUGUUUUUUAAUUUUCUAGGUGCCCUUUUGACUUAUAUUACCUAAUUUCCAGGGUAUCAAGGACAGGUUACCUGUUUGUUUUUAGUUAGCAAAAAAACAAGCUAAUUUUUAUUAUUCUCGAACGGCACUUGAGUCGAGUAGGACUCUUUUGAUAUGAUAUUCUGUUAUGUGUGUACAUUGUAUGUGCACUUCAAAAUGUGUGUUAAUCAUAUUUUUUAUUUUUAAUUACGUCACCAAGUGAUGAUGUAUUGUCCUAGCCAACAGUUGAUUUGGCUGAUAUUUGGUGUCAACAUUUGGCAUAUGUAACAGAUAGUAACAAGUUUUGCUUAUAUGUUGAGCCUAUCGUCCACUUGCC
This is a messenger RNA of Owenia fusiformis, 3057 nucleotides long. The record is from the annotation of a GenBank genome assembly. Lineage: Eukaryota; Metazoa; Annelida; Polychaeta; Sabellida; Oweniidae.